AUGCCCAAGGGCGCUGCCACUCAGGUGGAGGACCUGUCCCAGAUGCCCUUCUGCACCAUGUGCAUCAAUGAGAGUCUGCGCCUGCACCCACCCGUCACGGCCGUGUCCCGGCGCUGCACCGAGGACAUCAAACUGCCCGACGGACGUGUCCUACCCAAAGGGAACGUCUGUCUGAUCAUUAUCUACGGGACACAUCACAAUCCUGCUGUCUGGCUGGAGCCCCAGGUCUAUAACCCCCACCGCUUCGACCCAGAGAACUCCAAGAACAAGCCCCCACUGGCCUUCAUGCCCUUCUCUGCUGGACCGAGGAACUGCAUCGGGCAGAACUUCGCCAUGGCAGAGACGAAGGUGGUGCUGGCGCUGACGCUGCUGCGCUUCGCCGUGCGGCUGGAUGAGAGCAGGCCUGUGCGCCGCAAGCCCGAGCUGAUCCUGCGCAGCGAGAACGGGCUGUGGCUGCACCUGGAGCCGCUGGGGCCCAGCCAUGAGAGCCGGCCCCCGCAACGUACUCCUAGGACCAUCCACUGCCACCCGCUGCGGGGGAUCCAGCCUGCUCCACACAGCUCAGGGGCCUGCCGAGUGGCAGACCAGUGCCCGGGGGGCUGGCUGCAGACCCAGCAAGGACCUACUCUCUGCCACAGGGAACUCAUGGUUCAAGGAGACAAACAGUGGUUGAGGGCUGGGAGGAGGGGGCCGGGUGUGGCCCCUGGGGCAGCUGGACCUGGAACUGGGGGACAGUUGCUUUCAUGAUAUUUCUAAGUUCGUUCCCGAGCAUGGUGAAGUCCAGGGCCCCUGCUGCAGGGACGAGGCCAUGGGGCUUUGGGAUCCAGCCUGAGGGUUUCAGGAUCUGGCCCUCGAAUCCGGUUACUGA
This is a messenger RNA of Mauremys reevesii (Reeves's turtle), 868 nucleotides long. Its product is annotated as cytochrome P450 4F22-like. The record is from RefSeq and is a predicted model, not a curated record. Gene Ontology annotation, molecular function: monooxygenase activity; oxidoreductase activity, acting on paired donors, with incorporation or reduction of molecular oxygen; heme binding. NCBI's taxonomy places the organism in Eukaryota, Metazoa, Chordata, Testudines, Geoemydidae. Bases 1 to 747 code for a protein of 248 amino acids. The transcript has 6 exons.